This is a messenger RNA of Cucumis melo (muskmelon), 1311 nucleotides long. Its product is annotated as aquaporin NIP6-1. Gene Ontology annotation, cellular component: membrane. Gene Ontology annotation, molecular function: channel activity. Gene Ontology annotation, biological process: transmembrane transport. The record is from RefSeq and is a predicted model, not a curated record. Lineage: Eukaryota; Viridiplantae; Streptophyta; Magnoliopsida; Cucurbitales; Cucurbitaceae. The transcript has 5 exons. The coding region runs from base 80 to 994 and encodes 304 amino acids.
ACUCACCAACCACAAAAGUGACAAACCCCAAAGCCAAAAACAGAACAAACUUAAUUAACCUUUUUAGAACUUUGGUGUUAUGGAUACAGAGGAAGCUCCAUCGACACCGGUGACGCCGGGAACUCCGGGAGCUCCACUGUUUGGACGGGUGAAAGAAAAUCAGCAUGGAAGUGAGAAUGGUAAAAGAUCUCUUCUCAAAAGUUGGAUCUGUUUCAAUGUUGAUGAUAGUUGGGGGAGUGAAGAAGGAGGCUUAUCUAAAAUAGUCUCUUCUUGUUCAUUGCCAUACCCUCCUGUUUCACUUGCAAGAAAGGUGGGAGCAGAGUUUAUAGGCACUUUGAUUCUCAUAUUUGCCGGAACUGCCACCGCCAUAGUGAACCAAAAGACGGAAGGAACCGAAACGUUGAUCGGCCUGGCGGCUUCCACCGGCCUUGCAGUGAUGAUCGUGAUCUUGUCAACGGGUCACAUCUCCGGAGCCCAUCUGAAUCCAGCCGUCACCAUUGCUUUUGCUGCAUUGAAGCAGUUUCCUUGGAAGCAUGUGCCAUUGUAUAUUGGAGCUCAAAUGGUGGCUUCUUUGUGUUCUUCGUUUGCAUUGAAAUGGAUCUUUGAUCCAAUAAUGGGAGGAGGAGCCACUGUUCCUUCAUGUGGAUAUGCCCAAGCUUUUGCUCUCGAGUUUAUUAUUAGCUUCAACCUCAUGUUUGUCCUCACCGCCGUUGCUACCGACACUCGAGCUGUGGGAGAGUUGGCGGGAAUCGCCGUAGGAGCAACGGUUAUGCUCAAUAUACUCAUUGCCGGACAAACAACUGGAGCUUCAAUGAAUCCAGUAAGAACACUGGGGCCAGCCAUUGCAGCAAACAAUUUCAAAGCCAUAUGGAUUUACCUCACAGCUCCCAUAUUAGGGACAUUGUGUGGAGCUGGAAUCUACACUGCAGUUAAGUUGCCUGACAAAGAUGGUGAUUCUCGCUUGCCUUCUACUGCAGCAAGCUUUCGACGAUGACAACAGAUCGAUUGCCCGACCUACCUAAAUAACCCAGAGAACACUUUGAACCUAAAUCAGAAAGAUCGAUAAGAUGGAAAAAUGAAACCAAAUGUAUGUUCGGUAUCAGUAGUAAAUACGCAACAGAACAAUGUCUAUGGACAGGCUGCAAGUAUUGGUCAUUGUGUAUGAUAGUUAACCAAAGGAUUUCCAGUUCUUAACCAAAAGGAAAAGAAACUCCCUAAUAAUUGUUUUUGUAAUCUGGAAAUGAAACUAUAGCACUUGAAUUGUAAACUCAAUUCGGGUAGUAUCUAGAAAACUAUGGCCCGUCUCCAUAA